AUGGAGUUACUGCAGGAGUUUGUGGAUGAAUGGAUGCAGCAUGUCUGUAGAGUAAGGGAAAGCUUGCUGGCAGAUGAAAAAGGAAGCACGAAGAAUGAAACGAGGAAUGUGAGCAAAUUGAGCGCGGAAGAAGAUAUAAGUAUAGAUGAGAAAGAGAACAGAGCAGAAGACAGCGAAUGUGGAGGAGAGGCCCGUGGGAUGUUUGGCAGGGAGAAUCUGGCUGCUAGCUGCAUUCCUGUGAUUAAGAGCAAGGCACAUGGUGGGCCUGAUGUAUGUGGUAAAAAGAAAAGCAAGUCCGCAGAAGAACGGUGGAAUAUUGAGAAUUUGCAGGCGAGGAGUAUUGGAGAGGAUGCGAGCAGGUUUGGAUAUAACGAUGGAGUGGAGAGUGAGAUGAAUAAAGACGGUAGGGAGUAUGGAAGCUCGAAACUCAGAAAGCCAUCUGCCAGCGGAUAUGUGGCUGAGCUGAAGGGCAUGAGCGCUAACUGUGCCGAGAGUAAUAAAAGAGCAGCUGAGAAUAACAGAGGUGAAGUGAGGCAUGAAGUAGCCAAGGAGAAAGAAGUGAGUGAUGGAGGGGAGAAUGUGAAGCUCAAUGCAGCUCUACAGCUGAUGAAAAAGAGGUAUAUGAACAAGGUGAAUGAGUCGAUCUGCAUAGCCAAGGGGGAUGAGUUCAAAGAGGAGCAGGCGAUGUGUGCUGGCAUCGCUGUUCCAAAUGCUUUGAGCAAAUAUGAAGUGGUAGAGAGAGAGGAUGGCAAGAAAAGAGAUGUGAAAGGAUUGAGUGGGAGUAAUCUGUAUAAGAAGGUGAUUGACAGUCAACUUCUUAAGUCAGUGCCUGGAAAGGAGAAGUAUGGAGACAGGAAAUCCAAGACAUACAUUCCAAAGGUUGGCGACGAUGAUGUGAUUGCGGAUCUGAAUUUUGUGGUUCCUGAGUUUGCAAAGGAUCCAGCAAUAAACUUCAAGGUGAAGAUGCAGGACCAUGGAGUCCUCGAAAGGUAUUUUUCGAAUGGGCAUGAGGUUGAUAUUGAGGUAUUGUUUCCACACGUGAAGAAUGUGUCGAAUGACAGUCCUAACAAGUGGCCAUCGCAAAGAAGUGGCCGAUGA
Messenger RNA from Ordospora pajunii, 1098 nucleotides. RefSeq lists its product as uncharacterized. Bases 1 to 1098 code for a protein of 365 amino acids. The record is from RefSeq and is a predicted model, not a curated record. The transcript has a single exon. NCBI's taxonomy places the organism in Eukaryota, Fungi, Microsporidia, Ordosporidae.